AUGUCCAGGCAAGUAGAAAAUAAAUUGGAAUACUUAAAGCAAUGGACGUCGAAUUCUGUUGGCUUCAUUGCUACUGAUCGCGAGGGCAAAUCCCAAAAUAAGACAAUGUUCGUCGGAGGAGAUGACAUCGCACAACAACCACCGCCUGCUUUAGUAAGGUUGCCUUAUGUGAGAAUAAUUGAGCAGCCAGCUUCAAAAGCGCUCAGAUUUCGUUACGAGUGCGAGGGAAGAUGUGCUGGUUCUAUCCCAGGAGCCUCUAGCACUCCACAGAAGAAGACCUUCCCGACGAUUCAAAUUGUAGGCCAUCGAGGCAGAGCUAUGGUAGUCGUCUCGUGCGUAACAAAGGAUACACCCCACAGGCCACAUCCUCAUAAUCUGGUUGGAAAAGAAGGAUGCAAAAAGGGAGUGUGUACGUUAAAUGUGCCGACAGAUACCAUGACCGUCCACUUCUCGAAUUUGGGCAUACAAUGCGUGAAGAAAAAGGACAUUGAGCAGUCACUGAAAAUCCGAGAGGAAAUCAGAGUCGACCCCUUCCGAACUGGAUUUGGACAUGGCAGUCAACCUGCCACGAUAGACCUGAACUCCGUGAGGUUAUGUUUCCAAGUUUUCCUUGAAGGUAACACUCCUGGAAAGUUCUCUCUGCCACUUCCUGCCGUUGUCAGUGACCCGAUAUUCGACAAGAAGGCUAUGUCAGACCUCGCUAUCGCCGAACUCUCUGACUGCGUGAGUUAUGUAGACGGGGGGAGGAAAAACAUAAUCUUACUUUGUGAAAAGGUGACCAAAGAAGAUAUCAGCGUACGAUUUUAUGAAAACGAAGGUGAAUGGGAAGCUUAUGUGAAACCCAUACGGGUGCACAAGCAACACGCCAUUUGCUUCAAGCCGCCGAAGUACAGGGAUCUGGAUGUCAAGGAACCUGUGAGGGUCUUCAUACAACUUUACAGACCUUCUGACGGUGCCACCAGCAAACCCCUUCCCUUUGAGUUGCUGCCCCUUGAAUCAGAACCAGGCGUAUUAAAAAGGAAAAGGCAGAAGAUGGAGGACCCUAUUUUGAAGAGUCUACAAAAUGUUCACAGUUUUUCUUCCCCUUACAACGAUUUCAAUCCGUAUGGUGGCGUUAGUCCAGAAUACGUCUCCAAUCUGCCUCAUCAGAACUACACAGGACCAGGACCAAGUCAGAAUAAUCCAAAUGUCUUAAGACCGAAUACUCAAAGUCCGAUUUGGAACAUUCCUCCAAGCACAAACUUCGUGCCUCAAUUGUUACAGGGAUUUGACAGUCAGUUAAAUUCGGAUGAGGUAGACGCCACCCUCAAAACCAUGGUUGAGGAGUCUUCCUAUCUUCCGGAUAUAAAGAGUCUCUCCCUUUCGGAUAUUUCACCAAAUUAA
Anoplophora glabripennis (Asian longhorned beetle) is the source of this 1383-nucleotide messenger RNA. Its product is annotated as embryonic polarity protein dorsal-like. The transcript is spliced from 8 exons. Gene Ontology annotation, cellular component: cytoplasm. The record is from RefSeq and is a predicted model, not a curated record. Gene Ontology annotation, biological process: cellular response to stress; response to cytokine; innate immune response. The coding region runs from base 1 to 1383 and encodes 460 amino acids. Gene Ontology annotation, molecular function: DNA-binding transcription factor activity; DNA binding. Lineage: Eukaryota; Metazoa; Arthropoda; Insecta; Coleoptera; Cerambycidae.